AAGUGGUUUUGAUAUCUGCUUAAUUAUUGUGAAUAAUAAAAAUAUGACUCAAAUGUAUUUUACUUACACGUGGAUUCCAAUAAUUGGUUCAACUAGUUAAAUUCUGUACAAAGUUUAUGACGCUACACAAGAAAAUGAAUUAUUUUACCAUUACAAAUGAUUUUGAAUGGUGUUAGUUUUAAGUGGCGCACGAGGCAUCUCACAGUGAUUUUUAAUUCUAAAUAAAACGAUCGGCAAUAAUAAGCCUGGUGCUUCUGCCUGUUCCCUUUUCGAUGAACGGUCAAUUUCUUCGAAAUCAUGUUUUGUAUUUUUUUUCCCCUGUACAUGUAUAGAACCCAAAUAAGCCAUUCAUUCAUGGAAACGUACCAUUGCACAUUUGACAGCAGUCACGUGGUCCUACGGCCCGUAUGCAGUAAAAGACAUGCUGGAAAGAGAAAAUCGUGUGAAAUUGCAGUUGGGAAGCCUCGUUGGCUCCAUCUUAUUUCGCCAGGACGCGGCAUUUAAGGACCAAUUUACCUCCGUACGACCCCCAGGCCAGCCCCUCCUCCGCCAUUUGACGCGCGCGCCGCGCGCGCACUCGCCUCGCGCGCAUAAACGCUUUGGAAGCAGUGGAAGACGAACGAGGAGGACGUGGAAGACAAGUCGACUCAGAGGACUGGAUUUCACCCCCCCCCCCCACGCUUCGCCCCCAAAGAAAACGAUUUUUUUCCAAUUCAUGACGCAUCGUCUGACCGAUUCGGCGUGGACAUUUUGGAGAGGGUGGACGUCUUGUUUUUUUUUUACGCAGCGCACUGGCGCAGGCGGACGUGACUUUUGCGGCUUUUAAAGGUUCUCGGUGCGGACCUGGCGUGGAUUUUGUGCAGGGGACACCCCGCGUGACUUCAGGGAGUUUGGACGCAGAAAGAAAAGAAGAAGAAAAGCAAGAGAAUAGUCUUUUGUUUGGGAGCGCGUGCAAAAUGUAAAAAAAAAGUGCAGUGUUGGGAGAGAAGGGAAGAAAAGAAACAAAGUAAGACUUGACUUCGCAUGCAUGCUGACUCAAGCGUGGUGCAGCGUUCACAGUGCAGGAUGGAUUUUUUAAUGGGAGACUGUCCGUCUUACUAAAAGGUUAAAGUAUGACUGCGGCCGCGGGCGUGCUAACGGGCUUGGCCAAGCUAAAGCGCCAGGAUUCGGCCUAUUCUCAGCAGCGGCCUGCACCGGCUACAUCUAUGGCCAAUGCGGCCCAAGAAGGGGCUCCAAGAAAACGAAAGCGGCGCACUGACGUGGUGGUGGUGCGCGGACGGUUGCGCCUCUACUCAGCCUCUGGGUUUUUCCUCCUCCUGGGCCUGCUCAUCCUAGUUGUCGGGAUCGCAAUGGCCACGUUGGGCUACUGGCCACAAUCCUCAAGCCAAAGGCCGCCUGUUGGUGGAGGAUACAAGGCGGAGGUGGAGGAGAGUGCCCUGAAGAACUCCAGUCUAAGUCAAAAUGUAGAAGGUCGGACCACGAGGGGCGCUCUGACACGGUUCCUGGAACAGCAUCGGCACUCUGAGAGGAUGAAGAUGUUUGGGCCCUUCACAAUGGGCAUCGGGAUUUUCAUUUUCAUCUGCGCCAAUGCCAUUCUUCAUGAGAACAGAGACAGGGAAACAAAGAUCAUCCACAUGCGAGACAUGUACUCCACUGUCAUCGACAUCCACCGCCUCCGCCAAAAGGAGCAGAAGCAUCACGCCCAGCACAACUAUGCAAGAGAUGACCUCCGAGGCCACGGCGACGACACCAAUCCCCUCGCCGCCUUCUCCUCUUGGGCCGGCGGGACGUUCCCCGAGGAGGAGGCGCUGCUCGGGGACGAGGAGGCUCGCAGGCGAUGGGAGCAGGCCAGGUUGGAGUGCAGCUUCGCGGGUCUGUUGGCGCCGCUCUACAAGGACCAUCGGAUGUCGCCCGAGGGAGCCGACGGCGAGAGGUUAGGCCACCACGCGCGCUCCAUCGUGUCGUCUUCCAUCUCGGCGUUCACGCUGCCUGUCAUCAAACUCAAUAACUGCGUCAUCGACGAGCCGGAGAUGGAGGCCAUCACGGAGGAGGAGAGAGGGGGACGCGGGAGGGAUGACGAGAGGUCGCAAACGUCGGGCGCCAUGGUGUCCCUAGCGGUUCCGGUGGCAUGUGUCGCCAAGGCCUCCAAAGCGCCGCGCUUGCACCGGAGUAAUUCCGCCUCCUCUUCCUCGUCCGGGUCCUCUUCCUCCUUGGCGCCGUCGUCUACCUCAGGCUGUUGGCUUUCUCCCGGUGCGGCGCGGCCCGACUUUGGCUCCAACUCCUCACUGCACAUGCUCAGCAGUCACUCCAAAUCUCUGGACCUGGAACGGCAGUCCAGCAUGCUCAGCGUGCACCAGGAACAGCGCAAGCACCCCAGUUGGCCUCGCUUGGACCGUAGCAACAGUAGCCGCUGCGUUAAGGGCUACACUCGGCUCGAGGACCGAGGGGACGAGCAACAGGGCGGCGGUGCGGAGACGAGGGCGGUGGAGCUUCCGCCGCCGGCCUCCGUUGUCAGGCGGGACUACAGCAAGAGAGAGAAGUUGCUCAUGAUAUCACGGUCGCACAACAAUCUGAGCUUCGAGCGUGACGACUUGAGUGGCGGGUCGAUGAAGCGAGGCAGCUCAGAAACACGCUUCUAAGAGCCGGGAUUUAUUCGAUCGUCCCUCUCAGGCAGGUCCCUCCAAAGACCCACAUGGAUAGCUAAGUGUUGCUUCCACAGCCUGAUGUGGGUUAUUCGAUGAACGAGACGGUACGAAGUGGGCAUUAACUCAUUCAGUACCAGCCAAUUCUGGACCAAGUCUGAAAAGACGUUUAAAAACGUCUUUGGGAGUGAAUGAGUUAAGUCUCAAAUACUACGUUGUCCAUCCAAAGCUGGCUUUUUCUCGGCACACUGCGCUCCGUAUAAGCUAUCAAUUGACGAUUGUGGCGUUGAAGUUGACACGCUAAUUUUCCAGCUUCCGAGAACCUGGAUUUAUUCACUUGUCCCUAAGGGGCGGAGCUGCGCGAUCAGUCUCCGUCCAGUCUAACCAGCAAAGAAAAUUAUCUCAACCAAAUGUUGCUUUUUACUGACUGAUUGUGUCAGACGUGGGAAGCCAACAACAAAAGAAGUAAGGUUGUUAAAAAAAAUACGAACGAUACAGAUACGUACACCAGUACAGACACCUAACACCGAUACCACGAGAUAUACUUUUCCAUUUUUUUGCUCUUCUGUGUAACUGUUGUGAUUCGCGAUUAAAAGGUACAAAGCACACUCAAACCUUGUAUCAGCAAAGAUGAAAUGUUCCCUUGCAAAGCUCCGUGCUAUGGCACGGCGGGUAAAGAGGAGUAAGCGAUGACGCGAUAAAUAAACUAUUCAUGAUAAAAAGCA
This is a messenger RNA of Hippocampus zosterae (dwarf seahorse), 3367 nucleotides long. RefSeq names its product transmembrane protein 200A (gene tmem200a). The record is from RefSeq and is a predicted model, not a curated record. NCBI's taxonomy places the organism in Eukaryota, Metazoa, Chordata, Actinopteri, Syngnathiformes, Syngnathidae. Bases 1113 to 2639 code for a protein of 508 amino acids. The transcript is spliced from 5 exons.